GUGAGUGAGUGAGUGAGUGUGUGUGUGUCUGUGUGUGUGUGUCUCUGUGUGUGUUUGUGUCUCUCACUGAAACUUAAACAUAGCUUUAUUUCCCGCGCUGGCGCCUCCUUCCUCUGACGUCACUUCCUGUGAUGAAGAUGGCCACAGAUCGAGGAAACAGUCGUUGUGUGAAUUAACGGAAACUUUGGAGGCGGCGGCUGGAGCUCAGUGUCCGGGUGAGAGCGACGCUUCCCCCGGGAGAGAAGCCCCGUGUCCCCGCUGUCUGCACCAGUGGGCCGUGAAGUGGGUUCUCUCAUCAUUAUGGUUCCACCAUGAACGAGCAGCCUCUGGAUCUCUGGUUCUGCGAGGAGUGUCAGGACCACUUCCUGGACGAGUGUCCGUCACACGGGCCCCCUCUGUUUGUCCCUGACACGCCCGCCAUCCCGGGGUUGGCCAACAGGGCGGCUCUCACGGUCCCAGGAGGUCUGGAGGUCUUCUCAGAGGGAAGUCAGGUGGAUGUUCGCUGUGCGGACGCAACCAUCCCCAAGGGGGCGGUGUUCGGUCCGUAUGAGGGGGAGCUGGUGUCUAAAGACAAAUCAUCCGGCCUCUUCUCCUGGAUAGUUGUUGAUGUAGACAACACGUAUCAGUCCAUCGAUGGCAGUGAUGACACCAAAGCAAACUGGAUGAGGUUUGUCCGGACCUCGUCUGAGGAGAGCGACAGGAACCUGACGGCGUUCCAACACUGUAAAAGCAUCUACUUCAGAGUGUGUCGGAGGCUGGUGGCAGGAGACAAGCUGAGGGUUUGGUACAGCGACGAUUACGUCCAGCGGCUUCACUGUGUUUUGCAGGGGAGCAUCAACUGCAACCUGGACUCAGAAACCAGGAAGCCAGAGGUCCUGCCCAAUGUGCAGAGAGACCACCUGCAGUCAGCUGUGCAGGGCAAAGCCUGCCCCAGUAAACAACCCAGUGACGAGUCCGACACUCAGCCUCCUGCCAAGAGGAAGAAGAUAGACCUCAUCUUCAAAGAUGUCCUCGAAGCUUCUCUAGUGGAGCCCAGCGAGUUCAGGUCCCAGUCGUCCCUUCACAGUGAGUGCAAAGUGCCAGCGCUCUGGUUGGGCUUGAACUCGACUGAAAGCGGCUCCAACGUCCUGAACCUGAAGGCAGAGGAGAAGGAGGAGGGGAACCAGGAGGCCUCCACCUCCUUCUGCCCCAACUGUGUCAAGCUGAAGAGGAGGAUCCUGGAGCUGGAGGAGGAGCUUUCCCGUGUCAGAGGAGAACAGGCGGGCGUGGUCGGUCCGUCGAUGUCCGAGCAGACCCAUCGCGAUCAGGUCCCCCCCCACCCUGAGCAAGGACCCAUCGAAGACUUUCAAGGGAUGAACCCCUUGACCCCCACCCAGGUGGUUCUGGACGAAGACGACCAGGACGUGGACUCGGCUGAUGAGUCGAUUGCUGCAGAUCUUGUGAUUUUUACAGAGGACUCUUCGAAGCUUUCCUCUGGAGGAGGCCGACGGAUUCGUCGUUUCAAGCAGGAGUGGCUAAAAAAGUUCUGGUUCCUUCGCUACUCACCGACCCUGAAUGAGAUGUGGUGCCACGUCUGCCGCCAGUACACCGUCCAGUCAUCCCGAACAUCCGCCUUCAUCAUUGGCUCGAAGCAGUUCAAAAUCCACACAAUCAAGCUCCACAGCCAGAGCAACCUUCACAAGAAGUGUCUGCAGCUGUACAAGCUGCGCAUGCACCCAGAGAAGACAGAGGAGAUGUGCAAGAACAUGCUGCUGCUGUUCAACGCAGCGUACCACUUGGCCCUGGAGGGACGGCCCUUCUCAGACCUCCGUCCACUGGCAGAGCUGCUGAAGAAAUGUGAGCUCAAAGUGGUGGAUCAGUACAUGAAUGAAGGAGACUGUCAGAUGCUGAUCCACCACAUCUCCCGGGCUUUAAAAGAAGACCUGGCUGAGAAGAUGCGCCUGUCUCCCUUUCUCAGCAUCAUAAUGGAUGCCCAGAAUGACGACCUCUUCUCAGACAUGGUGGCGGUCUAUGUGCAGUUCAUAACCAAUGAGGGCUCACCCAACACUGAGUUCCUGUCCUUGCAGAGACUGAGCGUGGCCAGUGUGGACGGAUAUCUCCAGGCCAUAGAACGAGCCUUUGGCGUUCUGGGACUCAGGUUUCAGGACUCGAUGGUUGUGGGUCUGGGGGUGGAUGGUACUAACAUCUCUUCAGGAAUGAGAGCCAAUUUGUACAUAGCUGUGCAAAAGUCUUUUCCCUGGAUCCUCUGUCUUCCCAUCAUGAUCCAUCGGCCUCAUCUUGAGGUGCUGGAUGCUAUCAGUGGGAAGGAGCUCUCCUGUCUUGAGGACCUGGAAAACAACCUUAAGCAACUCCUCAGUUUCUACCGCUACUCCCCUCGUAUGAUGGCCGAGCUACGGUCAACUGCUCCGACACUGUCAGAGGAGACGGAGUUCCUUGGAGACAUCAGAGCCAUUCGAUGGAUCAUUGGAGAACCAAAUGUCCUUAAUGCACUCAUCAAAGACUACUUGGAGGUAGUUGCCCAUCUGAAGGAGAUCAGCAGCCAGACCCAGAGAGCUGAUGCUGCAGCCAUCGCUCUCACUCUCCUCCAGUUCCUCAUGGACUAUCAAUCAGUAAAGCUCAUCUACUUCCUCCUGGACAUCAUAGGGGUUCUUUCACGGUUAGCCUUCACCUUCCAGGGAGAGUACCUGCUGGUGUCACAGGUGGAAGCCAAAGUCGAGGAGGCCAUUCAGGAGAUAGGCCAGUUGGUGGACUGCCCUGGAGAGUAUCUACAGGAGUUCGAGGAAAACUUCCGUGAAAGUUUCAACGGCGUUGCUCUGAAGAAUCUGCGUGUUGCUGAGUCCAAGUUUCAGUCGAUCCGAGAAAAGAUUUGCAACAAGAGCCAAGGCAUCCUCUCCCAGAGGCUGGAUCUGCAAAGCCGCUCAUUUGCCAAAGCCUGCAAGGUCCUGGACCUGUCCACAUGGCCUCACAACCGGGAGGACCUUCAAGCCUACGGGCAGGAGGAAAUCCAGCUGAUAUUCAAACAUCUGGAGUCCAUUCCUUCUGUAGGUCAAGAGAGCUCCCAGGCCAGGACAGAGUUCAGAGGCUGCCUGGUGGUGGAAUGGAAGGAUCUGAAAGCAGACUACUACAGCAUGAAUGGCUUCAAAGAAGUCAUCAGUCACAUCUGCAGGUACAAGCAGCGUUUUCCUCUGCUGAACCGGAUUGUGCAGGUUGUCAGGGUGCUGCCAAGUUCCACGGCCUGCUGCGAUAAAGGACGAGGUUCUCUACAGAAGAUGUGCAAGAACAACCGUUCCCGGCUGACCCUGGAGCAGAUGAACGACCUUCUGACCGUGGCAGUUAACGGACCGUCCAUCACCAGCUUCGACGGGAAGCGAGCGUUGGACAGCUGGUUCGAGGAGAAGUCUGGCAACAGUUACUCUCUGUCAACCGAGGUGUUGAACAGGAUGUCAACUGCUGAUCAGAAGUCUGUUUUGCAUAGUGUUGACGUCAACACAGAGUUUUACCCAGACAUCUAACAGGCACUCCCAGGGGUGUUAGCUAAGUUAAUGGGAAGCUGAUCUUUAGUAUAGUUUUGGAAAUCAUCAGACGAGGAAUUAGCCGCUGGGUAGAUAUGAGACUUUGUCUUCCGUUCUCUGUUCUGUCUUUUAUCACGAGUCGAACGUUUAUCCAUAUAAAACGCAAGAUGUUUUGAUAUUUUGGCUAAUCUCGAUCAAUAGCUAUAUAAAGUAGAUGAAUUAAAAAGUCAAUAGUCGAUAUAUUUCAGACUAUGUGUUCCAGCUCAAACCUGAUUGGUCGAACUAGAAACAGAAACCAGAAGCUUCCAGCGCCAAGUUCUGGUCCCUGGACACAGAUUCUGCUUCACCUGUAGAGAAAAAAGAAAGAACCGCACCGUGGUUGUACACCUCCGCCAAACUGCACAGAUUCAGUCGACAUACAUUUUUCCCCAGAUUAUUAUAAGGUCACUGCGACCUUUGACCUCUGAAAUUGAAUCAGUUGAUCUUUGAGUUCAAGUGACAACUGGUCAAAAUUAGAAGAAAUCUAUUUGAUGGAGUUCUUGAAAUAUCAUGUUCACAAGAAUGGGACGGACGAUAACCUGAAAACGUAAAGCUUUCGGCCACUGGGUGUCGCCGGUGAGGAGAAGUGUUCCUUCACCGAUGAGUCCGACCCACACGAGUUAAAUACUGGAGUCAGUUUCACAUGAGGAACAAUCAAACGAGUGUUGGGAUGAGAACAGGCUUUAUAUUUCAAUUAGAAACACACAGCCUGCUUCACACUGUACAAACUGUGUAAACUGUAUAUGCUUUUCAACUGGUUUUUAAAGAGACUAUUUUUCUCUUGAAUUGAGGAUUGUGACAUUUUGACUGAAUGCAAGAACUGAAGCAAAAGGUGCUCACCUGCUCGGCCAUAAUAUUUGUUUAGCACUGCGGCACAUGUUUGAACUAGGUUCUUUUUCACUGAUGCAUCUUCUUUGUUUGACCAAAGCUCGGUUUCCAAACGUUUCAUAAAACUGCAUGAAGAUGUUCAAGUGUUGCUUUUAGCACUUAAGUUGUAUAUGUAGGUAUUAUUAAAGCUAUUGUUGGUAAUUUUUUUCCUUUCCCGUUGCCAGUAGAGGAAUUUGCCUUCCUGUUUUUUCCCGUCAUAUUGACAUCAUGAACCAAAACUGGGGCGCUCGGUCACCUCACUGUCGCACCCUGGUGUCCUGUUUCCAUCACUGACUGACAACUACUCAAGAUGACUUCUCUGUGACUCGCUAACGUCUCACUCUGGUCUCAGAGGUGAUUUCUCCAUCUGAAGACUCGUGCAGUGAGAGGACAGACAGGGUGAACGCAGACAGACGGUUAGUGACAGACAAUCCUUACUUUGAUUGGUCAUGUUUGUUUUGUCUUGUGAGACACCGACUUUUUCCGGGGUUUUUUCAGACGACUUUAUUUAUUGAAUCUAUCAGGACAUGACGAGGAUUUCAACAAAUUGUAUAAAGUAUUUCAGAAACAAAUGAACACCCGACCUUAUGUCGGCAUCGGUGGUCAAUAAUCCUUAAGGGGUUCUAAUUAGAGGCAGUCGAUCGUUACUGAGCAGUAAUAACAAGUGUAUUUUUCCAACUGUUGAAGUUGUCAUGACGACGUGACGCUCUGAGCUGUUGAAUCCUUUCAUGUGACUGAAAGAUAAAAGCUGUGUGUCUAUGAUUUUAUGGAUAUUUUGUGCAUGUGUGUGUUGUUUGCACGUGGUUGCUAAUGUUGGGAUGAGCUGUGUGAGAUGUGACGUCAGAGCAGCAUCGAGCUCAGUCGCUCUAAUCACUGUUGUGCUCUUAUUCUGAAUUUCUCUUCACGAUACCGUGGCUGAUUGUAAUCUGACUCCAGAGCUGCUUUCAGUUUGGUUUAUGCUGAACUUCUUAUCGCGGAUGAACCAAAAACAAACUUAUUUCUCUGCUCAUUGUUUUUUUCUAUUCUGCUUCUGAUGCAUAUUACAGAUUAAAAUACAUUUUAUCUGAG
Molecule: messenger RNA, 5486 nt
Organism: Hippoglossus stenolepis (Pacific halibut)
Lineage: Eukaryota; Metazoa; Chordata; Actinopteri; Pleuronectiformes; Pleuronectidae
Gene: prdm11
Product: PR domain containing 11
Exons: 7
Coding region: 312-3512 (1066 amino acids)
Molecular function (GO): protein binding
Source: RefSeq, a predicted model, not a curated record